Messenger RNA from Bradysia coprophila, 1884 nucleotides. RefSeq lists its product as uncharacterized. Gene Ontology annotation, molecular function: protein binding. Lineage: Eukaryota; Metazoa; Arthropoda; Insecta; Diptera; Sciaridae. The record is from RefSeq and is a predicted model, not a curated record.
CUAGUGUCACUCUAGUUUACAUCUGAACAUUAUAGACUAGCAACGUGACGUAGGCUUUGACUACGUAUGCUUUUAUGUCGAUGUCAAUUCUUUUGUUGCAAGUUCGAUUUCAGUUUUCAUCGCUUAUUGUUAGAUGUUGCAGGCAAUAAUCGAAUGUGUUGAGUGAAAUUCACUUUAAAAAUAUAAUUAUCCGUUUGUCGUUGUCGUUUAUCAUGUCUGCCUAUACUAUUAUUGUAAAUGAUGUGCAAAAAAUGAAAAAUAAAAUUUUGUGUCUGGCCCGUAUUGACAAUUACCGAAAUGUUCUGAAACAUGUCACGGUCGGCGAAUCCAUCCGGACGGAUCCAUUUCGAUUGGAUUUUUACGACUCCGUCGGAACGUCGAGUUGGAUGUUGAUAUUUUAUCCGAAGGGUCAGUACGUCGAAUCACGUAAUUCCGUUGUCAAGGAAAGUGGCCGAGCCAGUAUGUAUCUGAAAAUGGUCGACUGUGAACACCAAGACGACUCGUUGGGACUGGCCAUCCGAUUUUUCAUCAAAUCGCCGUAUUGUGAUGUCUUGGACAAAUUUUCAACCUCCAAAUGUGCGAACUUUUCGUAUCGCAAUCUGAGUGAACGUUGGAGUGGUCCAUUUAAUUUGGCUGCUAUAGAGGAGCUCUAUUCGAGUCGAUGUAAGAAUUUGUUCUUAAAUGAUUCGUUAACUGUUGGAUGUGAAUUGGACGAUACUACGUUUCAUCCAUCCCCAAUGAUGCAUUUGAACGAGAAUGUUCAUGUAACUGACACAUCUUAUACUACUGAUGAUGAACGUUCGUUAACCAUUGGAUAUGAAUUGGGGAAUACUUCGUUUCGACCGUGUACAACUUACACGGAUGACCAACGUUCUCUAAACGUUGGAUUUCAAUUAGGCGAUACUACUUUUCGGUUGCCAUCAAUGAUGGAGUGGGAAGAAAAUGUCCACGGUACUAGCGCAUCAUAUUCUUAUGACCAACAUUCUUCAGCCGUUGGACCUCAAUUGAACAGUACUACGUUUUACCCGUAUACACCGCCAUCAAUGAUGCAGUCGAAAGAAAAUGUCCACAGUACGGGCAAAUCUUACACUGACCAGAGACGUUCUUUAAUUUUUGGAUCGGUAUUGGACAAACGUCCGCGUACACCACGAACAACGCUGCAGCCUAGGGAAAAUUUUAAUAUUUCCAGUAGAUCGCAUACCGCUGGCAGACAUUCUUUGCCUGUUGGAUAUGAACCGCAUAAUACAACUUUGCCAGUGUCCAGUAUUGAUGCUAAAUUGGACACUGUUAAGAAACCUGUAAAGAAAUCUACGAAUAUUGGUCCCCGUCAAACCACUCCAAGAGUACAUACGAAAGGAAAUCCUCGUCGUGAAAGCACUUUCAAUACCGAUGUCAAAGCAGACGAGUGCAAAGGAGAGAAAAACGAAAAGAAAAUUUCUGUUCAAGAAUUGACCUCGGCUCACCGAAACGUUUCUCUUGAGGAGAACGAAAAGGAACACGAUUCCUUUAAGGAGAACGAAAAGCAGUCCUUGUGUGCAUGUCGCAAUUCAAACGAAAUGAUUAGCAAGGAAACGCAAACGUGGAGUGAUAAAUUGCGAUCUUGUGGGAAAGUCGACAAAAAUGGAACUGACAAUGUUCAUCAAUUGUCACCACGCCAUCAUCGUGUCAAGUCACGCGUUGCAUACUUUGAGAAAGCUUUCUCGUCGAAGGACUAGACAUACGAUUUAUAAUGUUGCUAAUGGAAUUACCGACUUAGUUUUGUUCGAACAAAAAGCAGUUUAUGUCCUUCAGAGUGUAAUGUAUUAAAUAUUUGUUUCUGUCCGUUUCAAAGGACCAUUGAAAAUUUGAAAAAUAAAAAAAAAGAUUUUCUGUCGCAUCAAUCUU